Messenger RNA from Botrytis porri, 3783 nucleotides. Its product is annotated as DNA-directed RNA polymerase II subunit RPB2. Gene Ontology annotation, cellular component: RNA polymerase II, core complex. The transcript has 3 exons. Gene Ontology annotation, biological process: DNA-templated transcription. Lineage: Eukaryota; Fungi; Ascomycota; Leotiomycetes; Helotiales; Sclerotiniaceae. Bases 1 to 3783 code for a protein of 1260 amino acids. The record is from RefSeq and is a predicted model, not a curated record. Gene Ontology annotation, molecular function: DNA binding; DNA-directed RNA polymerase activity; ribonucleoside binding.
AUGGCUGAUUACGAAGAGGGAUAUGAAUAUGAUGAUUAUGGAGAGGAGGAUGCAGGUAUCACGGCAGAGGACUGCUGGACGGUUAUUUCUUCUUUCUUCGAAGCAAAAGGUCUAGUUUCGCAGCAACUCGAUUCUUUCGAUGAAUUCGUCCAAACUACGAUGCAAGAGCUUGUCGAAGAAAAUUCACAGCUCACGCUCGAUCAAAACAAUCCACCUUCGUCCCACGACAAUCCUAUCGCACUCCGUCGAUAUGAAAUCAAGUUCGGUACCAUCAUGCUAUCUCGACCGGCUAUGACCGAAGGUGAUGGAAGUACACAAGUCAUGUUACCACAAGAAGCUCGUUUGCGAAAUCUCACGUAUUCAAGUCCUCUUUAUAUAGAGAUGACGAAGAGUACUCAAGUCGCUGUAGAGCGUCCUGUUCCUCUCAACGAGCUUGAUGACGAACAAGAAGCUGAGAUGGUGAAUGGCGGAGAACAUCCUACACGAUUGGUCUGGGAAUAUGAGGAUGGUGAUCCAGAAGGCCCUAAAGGGGCUCCACUUCCAGAACAAGUUUAUAUCGGAAAAUUACCUAUGAUGUUGAAGUCGGAAUUUUGUAUAUUGAAGGGUCUCGAUGAAGACGAACUUUAUGGAUGGAACGAAUGCCCUUACGACCAAGGAGGAUAUUUCAUCAUCAACGGAAGUGAGAAGGUUCUGAUCGCCCAAGAGCGUAGUGCCGCCAACAUUGUUCAAGUCUUCAAGAAGCCAGCGAACAGCGCAGUGUCUUACUUGGCUGAAAUUCGAAGUGCUUUGGAGAAGGGUUCGCGCCUUAUUUCUUCAUUGCAAAUCAAACUAUACGACAAAGGUGACAGCAACCGAGGAGGUUUUGGUAAAACUGUCAAGUCAACUUUACCGUAUAUCAAGGCAGACAUCCCUAUAGCCAUCGUCUUUCGCGCGCUUGGUGUUGUAUCUGAUGAAGACAUUUUGAACCAUAUCUGUUACGAUCGAAAUGAUACCCAAAUGCUCGAGAUGUUGAAGCCUUGUAUUGAGGAAGCUUUCGUCAUCCAAGAUCGUGAAGUUGCCCUCGAUUUCAUUGGAAAGCGUGGUAACGGUACAUCUUUGACUCGUGAUAAGCGUAUCAAAUAUGCCCGCGACAUCAUGCAGAAAGAGCUGCUUCCUCAUAUCUCUCAAAAGGAAGGUAGCGAAACCCGAAAGGCAUUCUUCUUGGGUUACAUGGUUCAUAAGUUACUUCAAUGCGCUCUUGGUCGUCGGGAGACUGAUGAUCGAGAUCAUUUCGGCAAGAAGCGUUUAGAUUUGGCUGGACCCUUACUUGCAAAGUUGUUCAGAAAUCUGUUCCGUAGAUUGACAACAGAUGUGUACAGAUACUUGCAACGUUGCGUGGAAAACAACCGAGAGUUUAAUUUGACUUUGGGUGUGAAAUCCACAACAAUCACGAACGGUCUGAAAUAUUCUUUGGCCACAGGUAACUGGGGUGAUCAGAAGAAGGCAGCAAGUUCGACCGCUGGUGUGUCUCAAGUGUUGAACAGAUAUACCUUUGCUUCAACGCUUUCUCAUUUGCGCCGAACCAAUACACCCAUCGGACGUGAUGGAAAGAUCGCCAAACCUAGACAACUGCAUAAUACUCAUUGGGGUCUGGUCUGCCCGGCAGAGACACCCGAGGGUCAAGCUUGUGGUUUGGUUAAGAAUUUGGCUUUGAUGUGUUACGUUACAGUUGGUACGCCAAGUGAUCCAAUCGUCGAAUUCAUGAUUCAACGAAACAUGGAAGUGUUGGAGGAGUAUGAACCACUCCGAGCACCCAAUGCAACAAAGGUUUUCGUCAAUGGUGUUUGGGUUGGUAUUCAUCGAGAUCCUGCUCAUUUGGUCAAAUGUGUCCAAGAUCUUCGUAGAUCACACUUGAUCUCUCACGAAGUUUCACUCAUUCGAGAAAUUCGUGACAGAGAGUUCAAGAUUUUCACCGAUGCAGGACGAGUGUGCAGACCUCUAUUGGUUAUUGACAAUGAUCCUGACAGCGCCAACAAAGGUAACUUGGUGUUGAAUAAGGAUCACAUUCGCCGUCUGGAGGAUGAUCAGUUGCUACCAGCAAACAUGGAUAAGAUUGGGAAAGUAAAAAACGGAUACUAUGGAUUCCAAGGUUUGAUUAAUGAUGGUGUGGUUGAGUAUCUGGACGCCGAGGAAGAAGAGACCGUCAUGAUCACUAUGACACCUGAAGAUCUGGACAUCUCUCGACAACUUCAGGCUGGUUAUCAAAUUCGUCCUGAUGAAAGUGGUGAUUUGAACAAGCGUGUCAAGGCACCUAUCAACCCAACUGCCCAUGUCUGGACUCAUUGUGAAAUUCAUCCAAGUAUGAUCUUGGGUAUCUGCGCAAGCAUUAUUCCCUUCCCGGAUCACAAUCAGUCUCCUCGUAACUGUUAUCAAUCCGCUAUGGGUAAACAAGCUAUGGGAGUUUUCCUCACUAACUUUGAUGUGCGCAUGGAUACUAUGGCCAACAUCUUAUACUAUCCUCAAAAGCCUCUCGCCACUACACGUUCUAUGGAGUUCUUAAAGUUCAGAGAACUGCCCGCAGGUCAAAACGCCAUUGUCGCUAUCAUGUGUUACUCUGGCUACAAUCAAGAAGAUUCCGUUAUUAUGAACCAAAGUAGCAUUGAUCGUGGAUUGUUCCGAAGUCUGUUCUAUCGGGCCUACACCGAUCAAGAAAAGCGUAUUGGUAUGAAUGUUGUGGAACAAUUCGAAAAGCCAUACAGAUCCGAUACUCUUAAGCUCAAGCAGGGUACAUAUGACAAACUUGACGAUGAUGGAAUCGUGGCUCCUGGUGUUCGUGUCACUGGUGCCGAUAUCAUUAUCGGAAAGACUGCACCAAUUGCUCCCGACUCUGAGGAAAUGGGUCAGCGCACAAAAGCUCAUGUCAAGCGUGAUGCAUCAACACCUCUUCGAAGUACCGAGAGUGGUCUUGUUGAUCAAGUACUUAUUACCACCAAUGCCGAAGGUCUUCGAUUCGUCAAGGUCAGAAUGAGAACUACCAAAAUCCCUCAAAUUGGUGACAAAUUUGCUUCGCGUCACGGACAGAAGGGUACUAUCGGUAUUACAUAUAUGCAGCAGGACAUGCCGUUCACUAGAGAGGGUGUAGUUCCAGAUCUUAUCAUCAAUCCUCACGCUAUUCCAUCUCGUAUGACAAUUGCACAUUUGAUCGAGUGUCAAUUGAGUAAAGUUUCUACUCUGCGUGGACUUGAGGGUGAUGCUACACCAUUUACCGAAGUCACUGUCGAUUCUGUUUCUAAGCUUCUCCGUGCACAUGGUUACCAUUCUCGUGGUUUCGAGAUCAUGUACCAUGGUCACACUGGUCGUAAGAUGAUGGCCCAAGUCUUCCUUGGUCCCACAUAUUAUCAACGUUUGCGUCACAUGGUCGACGACAAGAUUCAUGCACGUGCCAGAGGACCCGUACAAAUUCUAACCAGACAACCCGUGGAAGGUCGUGCUAGAGAUGGUGGUCUUCGUUUCGGAGAGAUGGAACGUGAUUGUAUGAUUUCUCACGGUGCUAGUGCUUUCUUGAAGGAGAGAUUGUUUGAGGUUUCAGAUGCUUUCAGAGUUCAUAUCUGUGAUAUCUGUGGACUCAUGACACCAAUUGCUAAAAUCAAUACCGGUUCUUUUGAAUGUCGUCCUUGCAAGAACAAGACAAAGAUUUCCCAAAUUCACAUCCCGUAUGCCGCUAAAUUACUUUUCCAAGAGUUAGCAGCAAUGAAUAUUGCCACAAGAAUGUUCACAAAGAGAUCUGGCAUUACGGUGCGCUGA